CCGCCCCUUUUGAAGCUUACACACUUCCUUCAUCACACACACCACAGUUCAGCCAUGCACAGAGGCUGUUGCCUUUCAGGAAUCUAAUAAACUUUGAAUCCUCGUACAAAAUUCAGGACGCCUGCUGCUACCAGCGAGUGUGUUUUCUUCCCCGUGUCACCCGCUGAGACCGCAGCCAUCACUCCGGCAUGCUGUCACUUUUUUCUGCGGAACAAGUUUUACACGCUGGCGUAAUUUGUUUCCAGUCAAGAUAGUUUUGUCGCAGCGCAACGCUGUGAGUGGCGGACGGACUGAAACGGGCUGGAGCCACUGACCCGGGUUAAACAAAACGCUAUAGAUGAAUAACAACUCGGCCAACUCCAGAACCGGAACCAGUAUGUCGGGUAUAACAGGAAGCACAGCAAACUACCUGUGGUCUAUGCAUGACGUCCUCGGGCAGGGGGCCACUGCCAGCGUCUACAAAGCGCGCAACAAGAGAUCAGGCGAGCUGGUGGCUGUGAAAGUGUUCAACGUGCUGAGCUACAGCCGCCCCCAUGAUGUCCAGAUGAGAGAGUUCGAGAUGCUCAGGAAGCUCAACCACAGCAACAUUGUGAGGCUGUUUGCUGUCGAGGAGCUGCAAACAAAGCAGAAGGUCCUGGUGAUGGAGUAUUGUUCAGGAGGGAGUCUGCUCAACCUGCUCGAGGACCCAGAAAACGCCUUUGGCUUGCCUGAAGCAGAGUUCCUCACUGUCUUGCAGUGCAUAGUGCAGGGUAUGAAUCAUCUGCGGGAAUACGGAGUAGUGCAUCGGGACAUCAAGCCGGGGAACAUAAUGAGGCAGGUUGGAGAGGACGGCAAGUCCGUCUACAAGCUGACAGACUUCGGAGCGGCGCGAGAGCUGGAAGACGACGAGAAGUUUGUGUCCAUUUAUGGAACUGAGGAAUAUCUGCACCCAGACAUGUAUGAACGCGCUGUGCUGCGCAAGCCUCAUCAGAAAUCCUACGGCGUGAGCGUAGACUUGUGGAGCAUCGGCGUGACCUUGUACCACUCCGCCACAGGGAGUCUCCCUUUCACACCUUUCGAAGGACCCCGUAAAAACAAACUCACCAUGUACAAGAUAACCACAGAGAAGCCCAUGGGAGCGAUAGCCGGCACGCAGCGGGUGGAAGGCGGUUCUAUAGAGUGGAGCUACCACUUACCUUACAGCUGCCAGCUUUCACAGGGUCUGAAAGCCCUUCUAGUUCCCGUCCUCGCAGGCAUAAUGGAGGCCGACCAAGGCAGGUGUUGGGGUUUUGACCAGUUCUUCACAGCCACUACAGACGUAUUGCAGCGGCAGCCCGUUUAUCUGUUCUCCCUGCAGCAGGCCAUGGCUCACAGUAUUUACGUCCAUCACUACAACACAGUGUCGGUGUUCUUUGAAGAGGUGGCAGCUCAGACUGGCAUCGGCAUCCCGCAGCAGCAGCUCAUGUACCUGGGCCAUGAUUUGGUCCUGGAGGGCGGCAUGAAGGUGGUGAACCUUCCCUGCACUUCAUCUUCCCAGCCUCUCAUUCUGCUCAGCAGCACGCCGGAGACCAACGCCAGCCUGCCCUUCAGAGAGCCGGAGACGCCUCCCUUUCCAUCCAAGUUUGACGUAGCGACAGAUUACAAUUUCUCCAAGGUAAUAGUGGGAAUAGUUCACCAGUACAAGAGAAUCGUACUGUUGCUUCACACAUACAGAGAGUUGCUGCUGCAGGGAUACUACAGCUACAUGAUGAAGUUGCGUCACGAGUGCACAGAGGCCAUGCACAGCAUUGCAAUAAUCACCAUUAGACUGCAGUCCUACCUCAGCGCGCAGCACAGGAUUCACAAACUAGCUUUAUAUUCGGCUGAAAAUCAAGGCUCCGUUGAUAACUCCAGUCAGAAGCUGCAGCUGGUUCAUCAGCAUCUGCCUAUUUAUUCUGCUGGCAUCCGAGAGUUUCAGACUCAGCUGGAGCACCUGCAGAUACAGCAGGCCAAGCUGGCGGAGACCCUCACUCAUGAUAAGGGCUGUCAGAAGAUGCAGAUGCUGCUGGAGAAGAUAACAGCAAUUCAUCAGCAGUAUCGCAAAGACAGACUCACAGGAAAACUUCUGUAUAACGAUGAGCAAAUACACAAGUUUGAGAAAAUCCACCUGUUGUCCCACAUUAAGCGGGUGAAAUCUCUCUUCAGAGAGGAAUGUGUGCAGAGGUAUAAAGAGCUCUUGGCCUCAACAAGGACGUGGAGCAGCAUUUUGCUGAACAUGCAGACUCGACUGCAGGACUUCACUUCUUUCUCUGCUGGCUUACUGGGAGACUUGGAUGUUAGCGAGCAGCAGCAGAGUAAAGCCAUGGACAGAAUCCUUAGCUCUUCUCAGUUUGGUAGAGCUGAACAGCAGCCUGAAGUCACACCCAGGGACAAAUCUCAGAUGGUCUUCAGGAUGCAUCAUCUGAGGGACGAAAUGGAGCUUCUGGUCAGAGAACUACAGUGUAACAACAGCAUCAUAGAGAGCCUCGGCGGAGUGAAUUCUUCAGCUGCUCUGGAGGCCGGUCCGACCAGACCGUCCACACUGUGACAUUGAUGUGCAAUCUUUUGGAAUUUUUUACCUCUCAAAUCCACAUGCAGCUUCUCCUGCAAUCACUGUCACUGAUGAACUGCGUGGUGGAGCUCCGAUCUAUGGAUGGCUGUCAUCAAUAUAAAAGGAAGCAGUCAGAGACGUUCAGUAGAAUGUGAAUCUCAAUUUAAGAUGGAGCACGAGGCUCAGAUGAAUGUUUUUAGGCGUUGUGUUUGUGCGAGUGUGUGUUUGCUGCCUGAGUAAAGCAGUUCAAUGCAAACCUCAUUGAUGCCUUUUGUGUUAUUGUAUUUUUAAUAGGCUGCCGUAGCGAUAGACUGUGGGCAUGAAACAAAACAAAUGCUCUGUCAGCAGCUGGAGUGUUUUAUUGGUUGCAUUUCCUGUUUUCCCUUCUGCCAGAGAAGCUCUCGAGAAUCCAAACAUUCUGCCUGCGAGUGCAUUUACAUCAAUUCUGGUAUUCUAGAGUUUAUGAUAAAAGGCACCGAUUUAAUCCAUGACAUUAUUUUUUCCAUGUCUUUGUUUUCAUAAUUGUAUUUAGUAAAUCCUGAUUUGUGAUCAUCAGUGUGCAGUAUUGAUUUUUUUUUUUUUACCGUUUUAUAAGUGGUUUGACAUUUAAAGUGAUUAGUUUUCAUAGGAAAUGCAUUAUUCUGGAAGAGGAAGUCCGUCGCUUACAGUAAAUCAACCAGGAAGUAGAAAUUAGAUGGAUACAGCGACUGCUUGGUCAUCUCUUAAAAUCCUAAUUGAAGCCUGAUUAAAAUUUGGGGUUUUGUAUGAAAUUGACAAGUUUUAAUUGUUCUAAUUGAAUAGCUCCAGGUAAUGUUAAUGCAAUGAUUGUGAAAACAAAUCUCAAUAUAAACUGUCUGAGUGAAUCACAGUAUUCAUGGCAACGUUGAUGGCCUAUUAAAAACAUUUUCAUGCCCCAUUACAAAAAUAAUGCUUAGUACACUUUACUGGGAUUUUGUGUGAUUCACCACUAAAGUAAAACGGGAUUCAGAAAAAAAGCAUACCAUAGAUCUGCUCUUAUAGUAAUAAAGAUUACUAUAUUCGAAUAUACAAUAUUUUAAAAUAUUGUAUAUUCGCUCCAUUUUGGUCUGGACAUGUUUAAGGGGUGUCAAUACUUUCAUCAGGACUGUAUCUGAAGUAAUGUUCCUGUUUGUGUUUUUUUUUUUUGUUACCAUGUGAUUUCCCUGAAAAGAGAGUAAACAUGGUCAGGGGAAACUCUACAAUGACCCUGCUGUGUCACCUCACUGACAGUACAUUAGGGUAACAUUAAAUAAUCACAGUAGCUGUAAUCAACACUGCAGGGGAAAUCCAGGGCAUUGUUGUUUGUGGUUGAAAAAGGGUUUUCUCAAAGAAAGGGUUUUCUCAAAGGAAAGGUUUUUAUAAGGUCAAAUGAACUUGAUCCUUUCGCACAUGCAAAAUUUAUUCCCACGUUUACUUUUUUUUUUUUUUAAUUCCUUGAGAUUGAACACCAGAUGUACGUUUCUCCAUUGUCAAACACGGCCUUCAUAAGAUCAAAUAAAUUGUAAGUUUAGCAUAAUUUCAAAGUUAUUACACCUUGGAUUACAGGAAAUGUAAUGUUUUCUCACUGUGUGUGAGUGGGCGUGUUUGAGAAAGCCCUCGUAGUUUCAGUUUAGUUUGAGAGGGGGAAGAAGCGGGGGUAAAUUCAGAUGCCUCUGUGGGUUUUUAGCCGCUCAUAUGACGCGCUUUUGGCACAGUGGAAAGUUUGAUGUCCUUUUCUAGCCCACACUAACAAGUGAGACAUUGUGUUGUUUUUCAUUCUGUUGAACAUCUUUCAGUAAAUACAGACGGCAAUCCUGCUCCA
Messenger RNA from Poecilia reticulata (guppy), 4367 nucleotides. RefSeq names its product inhibitor of nuclear factor kappa B kinase subunit epsilon (gene ikbke). Gene Ontology annotation, molecular function: protein serine/threonine kinase activity; ATP binding. NCBI's taxonomy places the organism in Eukaryota, Metazoa, Chordata, Actinopteri, Cyprinodontiformes, Poeciliidae. Gene Ontology annotation, cellular component: cytoplasm. The record is from RefSeq and is a predicted model, not a curated record. Gene Ontology annotation, biological process: peptidyl-serine phosphorylation.